CGUGUAUAGUGUUGAUGCCACUAAUUCCAUUAUAUUACAUGAAACAUAGGCAUUCUGCUUUGCAGAGUGUGUGAUCAGAGGCUGAUUGUUCAAACAGAAAUUACCUUGAAAUAUGGCAAAAGAAUUAGCCUCUGACCUUGUGUAUGUAGAUGAUGUUUACUUCUUUCUAGUCUCUGAUGGUGAACAAGAAAAUGAUGUGACUUUCACAGUUUCGGAUGAACAGUAUGCAGAAGAACUGCAGUUUCAAGAGGUUCUAAUGGGCUCCCUGAUCACUUCCCAAAUGGCAAACAAGGAGGCCUCGUCCUCUUCAUCCUCACCAGAAAUCCAAGCAACUCCUCCAACCCCAAAUGCAGAGCCUGUGGAGGGAACGGAAGAAGCAGGAGAAUCAUCUCAAUAUUGCAUCUGCGAGAUUUGUGAUGAAAAGAGACGCAGUGACGAGAUGUUCAGAAAUGAGAGCUGCGUUCACUCAUUUUGUUCAGACUGCAUUGGGAAACAUGUUGCCACGAAGAUCCAAGAGGGCAUAACCGUUGUUUAUUGCCCCGGAUUGGACUGCAAGGCUGUGCUGGAACACGAUGCUUGCGGGCCAUUGCUUCCCAAAGACGUGCUGGAAAGGUGGGAAGUAGCGCAAUGCGAAGCGCUGAUUCCUGCAUCCCAGAAGUUUUACUGUCCGUUUUGCUCAGCCAUGUUGGUGAAUGAUGGCGAUGAAGGAGAAGUCAUUAGGCAGUCAGAGUGCCCAUUCUGCCAUAGAUUGUUCUGUGCACACUGUAAUGUUCCCUGGCACCCAGGGGUAGACUGCGAAGAGUUUCAGAGACUGGAUGAGAACGAAAGAGGGAGGAACGAUCUCUUGGUGAGGGAGCUUGCAAGGGAUAGGAAAUGGAUGAAGUGUCCCAAUUGCAAUUACAUUGUGGAAAGGACUGAGGGUUGUUUACACAUUAUUUGCAGGUGUGGGUUCCAGUUUUGCUAUGGAUGUGGAAUACAAUGGACUGACGACCAUGGUGGUUGCCGGAGAGAUUAAAUCCAACUCUUUCGUGGAGUUGUUGAUAGAAAGAGUUCGUAUUUAGGGAUGGAAUGAGUCAAACUGCUUUGUUUUUGUAUUUUUGGUUGGAGUGUUUUUGCAUUUUAAGUGUCGAAUUGCAACAGUAGUACUACCCAUUCCACUGUGUGCAAAAAUGCAGGACCUGAUCAGCAGCAUUAAUUUGGGAAAGUAUUAUCAGAUUCGUGCCAAUAAGGAAACUUGAAAUAUUGUCAUGAUCUCCUGCCACUGUUUGAUUUUAAGCUUGUGAUGAUGAUCUAAAAUAUGUUUUGCUUAUUAUGUUUAUCAUUUAAA
Molecule: messenger RNA, 1327 nt
Organism: Juglans microcarpa x Juglans regia
Lineage: Eukaryota; Viridiplantae; Streptophyta; Magnoliopsida; Fagales; Juglandaceae
Product: probable E3 ubiquitin-protein ligase RNF217
Exons: 2
Coding region: 113-1015 (300 amino acids)
Biological process (GO): ubiquitin-dependent protein catabolic process; protein polyubiquitination; positive regulation of proteasomal ubiquitin-dependent protein catabolic process
Cellular component (GO): cytoplasm; ubiquitin ligase complex
Molecular function (GO): zinc ion binding; ubiquitin protein ligase activity; ubiquitin conjugating enzyme binding
Source: RefSeq, a predicted model, not a curated record